Aspergillus eucalypticola CBS 122712 is the source of this 591-nucleotide messenger RNA. RefSeq lists its product as uncharacterized. The record is from RefSeq and is a predicted model, not a curated record. Lineage: Eukaryota; Fungi; Ascomycota; Eurotiomycetes; Eurotiales; Aspergillaceae. Bases 121 to 591 code for a protein of 156 amino acids. The transcript has 5 exons.
GGGGGGGUCUUCCCCUUACUAUAUGUUGUAGUCCUGGAGAUCUGUUUAAUUUGUUGUGUUACCCGGUGAUCUCACUUGCUUGUUAUACUACCACCACCAGCAUCUCGACUCCGUAAGUGGAUGCAGAACCUCCCUUGGAUGCAUCCCGUCUGCAGGGAGGUCCGCGUCUAUUGCUGCGGACAUGCUCCACUGGGCUGGAGCAGCGGCGUUGCUUGGGAGUUGGGAAACGGUUCCCGGAGUUCAUCCAAUGCCAGGAACCAGGGGCAGGAAAUGUAUCAGAUUGAGAUGAUGACGCUUAUGUUGAUGGUUGCUGAUAACGGGUGUUGUUGGGUGUUGCAAUCUAGAUGUGGCCGCCAUCUGCACGCCACGCCCAUUCCAUUUGCAUUUGGAGAUGAAGAAACCGCGCAUGCAAGGGUUGUCCACGUCCCUGAUCCCGAGCAUCCUGAGGCAACGGACCACCUUUUCGCUGCUGCAGGAGAGAGUAAGUCCAGGAAGUGUAAAGCGCCUAAGUUUGGUGGUGGCGCACGUGUCAUGCACAGUUGCUUCUUCCCAUUCCCUGCAAAUUCCCUAACUAUUUUUCCUCCCUUUUAG